Molecule: messenger RNA, 1620 nt
Organism: Auanema sp. JU1783
Lineage: Eukaryota; Metazoa; Nematoda; Chromadorea; Rhabditida; Rhabditidae
Source: the annotation of a GenBank genome assembly
AUGGCCUUGUUGAUCAAAAAUGGAACAGUUGUUAAUGAAGAUUGUAUGGUAAAAGCUGAUGUUCUAGUGAAAGAUGGAGUUAUUAUCGAUGUGUCACCCGAGAUCUCUGCAACUGAGGAUGUUGAGAGAGUCAUCGAUGCUACUGGAAAGUUUGUUAUGCCAGGAGGAAUUGAUCCUCACACACAUAUGCAGCUUCCAUUUAUGGGAGAGGUUGCUGUAGAUGAUUUUUAUACGGGCACCGCAGCUGCUGUUGCAGGAGGAACUACAAUGAUAAUUGAUUUCGUCAUUCCUUCAAAAGGAGAAUCUUUGUUGGCAGCGUAUAAGCAAUGGAGAGACUGGGCUGAUGAGAAGGUCGUCUGCGAUUAUGCUUUAUCAAUGGCUAUAACCUCAUGGAGCCCUGAAAUAGCUAGAGAAAUGGAGAUUGUAACAGGACCAGAAUAUGGCAUGCGCUAUUGUAUAUUCAAGACUAAUCAUGUCUUUCUAGGAAUCAAUUCCUUCAAGUUCUUCUUGGCUUAUUCUGGUGUGUUCAUGGUUCGUGACGAUGAAUUUUACCAAGGAAUGCUGCAAUGUGCAAAAAUUGGAGGCCUUGCACGAGUACAUGCUGAAAAUGGUUCAGUAAUCGCUGAAAAGGCAAAAGAUUUACUGCAAAAGGGAAUAACUGGACCAGAAGGACAUACUUUGAGCCGUCCUGAAGAACUAGAAGCAGAAGCUACAAACCGAGCGUGCGUAUUAGCUUCUCAAGCUAACUGUCCAUUAUAUGUAGUCCAUGUGAUGAGCAAAGGAGCAGCAAAAGCUAUCGCUCAUCAUCGUCAGAAUGGAGCUGUUAUAUUUGGAGAGCCAAUUGCUGCAGGCCUCGCAACCGAUGGCUCACAUUAUUAUAACAGGGAUUGGCUUCAUGCUGCUCGUUACGUCAUGUCACCUCCCUUAAGUCGAGAUCCAUCAACACCAAACGCCUUGAUGGAUUUGUUGGCUGCUGGUGAGCUCCAUUUGACAGCUACCGACAAUUGUACUUUCAAUUGUCAACAAAAAUUAGCAGGAAAAGAUGACUUCACAAAGAUUCCCAACGGUGUGAAUGGUGUGGAAGAUCGCAUGGCUGUAGUGUGGGAUCGUGGUGUUUAUUCAGGAAAAAUUGAUCCAAUGCGUUUUGUUCAAAUUACUAGUUCCACAGCCGCUAAAAUCUUUAAUAUGUAUCCCAAGAAAGGUAGAAUUAGUGCUGGAUCAGAUGCAGAUAUUGUUGUGUGGAAUCCUGAUAGAGUGAAAACUAUUUCAAAACAUACUCAUCAUCAAGCUGUUGAUUACAACAUUUUUGAAGGAAUGGAUGUCCAUGGAGUUGCCGAUAUCACAAUUUCAAGAGGAAAGAUUGUAUGGGAAAAUGACAAGUUGUCUGUAGUUCGAGGCGCAGGUCGUUAUGUACCUGUAUCACCUUUUUCGCCAUACGUAUUCGCAAGAAUUCCACAAAGAGCAAAGAUGCUUGCUCCACGUGGAGUCGAUCGUUCUUCUACUUCUGAGAAUAAUGGCAGUGCACAAAAUGGGAUUAAAUCUAAUACGGUAAUGACAAAACCUGCAACUAAUGGAAAAUCAAGAGUUCCUCCUGGUGGAAAUAGUUCCAUAUUUUUCUAG